Calliphora vicina (urban bluebottle blowfly) is the source of this 3487-nucleotide messenger RNA. It is a transcript of the gene Vha100-1, whose product is annotated as V-type ATPase subunit a family protein Vha100-1. Lineage: Eukaryota; Metazoa; Arthropoda; Insecta; Diptera; Calliphoridae. The record is from RefSeq and is a predicted model, not a curated record. Gene Ontology annotation, cellular component: vacuolar proton-transporting V-type ATPase complex; plasma membrane; vacuolar proton-transporting V-type ATPase, V0 domain. The coding region runs from base 134 to 2701 and encodes 855 amino acids. The transcript is spliced from 11 exons. Gene Ontology annotation, molecular function: proton-transporting ATPase activity, rotational mechanism; ATPase binding. Gene Ontology annotation, biological process: vacuolar acidification; proton transmembrane transport.
UAAACGACUAAAAUUUUUCAUUCGGUAGAUUUUUUUCAUUUGCAAAAGAGAUACAAUUCAUUUCAAGUCUAUCUAGCAGAGUAUAUUUUAAAUUAAUUAAAUACAAUAUAAGAAACUAUAAACGCCAUUCAAAAUGGGUUCACUGUUUCGUAGUGAGGAAAUGACAUUAUGUCAGUUGUUUCUGCAAAGUGAGGCGGCCUAUGCCUGCGUGUCGGAAUUGGGAGAAUUGGGAUUAGUGCAAUUCAGAGAUCUAAAUCCCGAUGUUAAUGCAUUUCAACGAAAAUUCGUCAAUGAAGUUAGACGUUGCGAUGAAAUGGAACGUAAAUUGCGUUAUUUGGAAAAAGAAAUUAAGAAAGAUGGUAUACCCAUGUUAGACACCGGAGAAAGUCCUGAAGCUCCUCAACCUAGGGAAAUGAUUGAUCUGGAGGCUACUUUUGAAAAACUUGAAAAUGAAUUAAGAGAAGUUAAUCAAAAUGCCGAAGCAUUAAAACGUAACUUUUUGGAGUUGACCGAAUUGAAGCACAUUUUGCGUAAAACUCAAGUCUUUUUCGAUGAGGCGGUACCCUCGAUAACAUAUAAUACAACAUCCUAUAAAUACCGACGUUAUCGACAGAUGGCCGAUAAUCAAAAUGAAGAUGAACAAGCCCAACUUUUGGGUGAAGAAGCUGUGCGCGCUAGUCAACCAGGACAAAAUUUAAAAUUGGGCUUUGUGGCUGGUGUUAUUUUGCGUGAAAAGUUGCCAGCAUUUGAGCGUAUGUUGUGGCGUGCCUGCCGUGGUAAUGUCUUUUUGCGUCAAGCUAUGAUUGAAUCGCCGUUGGAGGAUCCAGCAAAUGGCGAUCAAGUUUACAAAUCAGUUUUCAUCAUAUUCUUCCAAGGUGAUCAGCUUAAAACACGUGUUAAGAAAAUAUGCGAAGGUUUCCGAGCUACAUUAUAUCCUUGCCCAGAGGCUCCAGCAGAUCGCCGCGAAAUGGCCAUGGGUGUUAUGACCCGCAUUGAGGACUUAAAUACGGUGUUGGGCCAAACUCAAGAUCAUCGUCAUCGUGUGUUGGUGGCAGCCGCUAAGAAUCUUAAGAACUGGUUUGUCAAAGUUCGCAAAAUUAAAGCCAUCUAUCACACGUUGAAUCUAUUCAAUUUGGAUGUAACACAAAAGUGUUUAAUUGCUGAAUGUUGGGUGCCAGUUUUGGACAUUGAAACCAUACAGUUGGCUUUGCGUCGUGGAACUGAACGUUCGGGGUCAUCGGUGCCGCCCAUAUUGAAUCGUAUGCAAACGUUUGAGAAUCCUCCGACGUACAAUCGUACGAAUAAGUUUACCAAAGCUUUUCAAGCGUUAAUUGAUGCGUAUGGUGUGGCCACGUACAGGGAAAUGAAUCCGGCACCAUACACCAUUAUAACCUUCCCCUUUUUGUUUGCUGUAAUGUUUGGUGAUUUGGGCCACGGUGCCAUUAUGGCAUUAUUCGGUCUCUGGAUGAUACGUAAGGAAAAAGGCUUGGCUGCUCAAAAGACAGAUAAUGAAAUAUGGAAUAUUUUCUUUGGCGGUCGCUACAUCAUCUUCCUGAUGGGCGCCUUUUCCAUGUACACGGGUUUAAUCUACAAUGAUAUAUUUUCCAAAUCUCUGAAUAUAUUUGGUUCGCAUUGGCAGGUGAACUACAAUACGUCAACGGUUUUGCAUAAUAAGUACUUGCAACUGAAUCCGGAAGUAAGUGACUAUACGGGUACUCCAUAUCCGUUUGGCAUGGAUCCGAUAUGGCAAGUGGCUGGCGCCAAUAAAAUCAUAUUCCAAAAUGCCUAUAAAAUGAAAAUUUCCAUAAUAUUCGGUGUUAUACACAUGAUAUUUGGCGUGUUGAUGUCCUAUCAAAAUCAUACAUACUUCAAAAAUCGUUUAUCGUUAAUCUAUGAGUUCAUUCCCCAAAUGGUUUUCUUGAUAUUUCUGUUCUUCUACAUGGUCUUGUUGAUGUUCAUCAAAUGGAAUCGCUAUGCAGCCACAAAUCCACAACCCUUUUCGGCAUCAUGUGCUCCUUCAAUUUUGAUUACAUUUAUUGAUAUGGUACUGUUCAAUAAACCAAAGGCUGUGGGAGAAGGCUGUGAGGUAUAUAUGUUUAGUGGCCAAAAAUUCUUCCAAACCGUAUUUGUUUUGAUAGCUUUGGCCUGUAUACCCGUUAUGCUUUUGGGUAAACCCCUACAAAUAAUGAAACAACGUAGACUAGCUAAUGUUCAACCAAUUACUGGCUCUAGUGAUGCUGAAGUCGGUAUGUCGAAUGGCCAAGCAGCUGGACAUGGCGGUGGAUCUCAUCUUGAUGAGGAAGAAAUGUCUGAAAUAUUUAUUCAUCAAGGCAUUCAUACAAUUGAAUAUGUUUUGGGAUCGGUCUCUCAUACAGCUUCCUAUUUGCGUUUGUGGGCUUUGUCAUUGGCUCAUGCACAACUUGCCGAAGUCUUGUGGAAUAUGGUGUUGUCGAUUGGUUUGAAACAACAGGGCUGGCUUGGUGGCAUCAUGUUAACCAUUGUUUUUGCAUUCUGGUCCAUUCUAACUGUUGGUAUUUUAGUACUAAUGGAGGGUCUGUCUGCCUUUUUGCAUACAUUACGUUUGCAUUGGGUUGAAUUCCAAAGUAAAUUCUACCAGGGACAAGGUUAUGCAUUCCAACCAUUCUCCUUUGAUGCCAUUAUUGAAAAUGGUGCUGCUGCUGGACCAAAUGAAAAUGAAUAAAUUAAGUGGGAGUAAAAUAACCUCGAUUCAUAUACAAAAAAAUCAUAAAUUGAGUCUCAUAUUUAAAUUUUAAUGAAUUUAUUAUAAAAUAAAAGAAAAAGUUAAUGGUAUUUAGUCGUAAUAGCACCUAAUUGCUUUUAAAACUAUAUACAUACAUUGUAUUUAAUAUUUAUACAUUUAUUAAACAUAUUCAUUCAAUAUUGUAUUUAUUUAGCAAGAAAUUAAUAAUAAAAAAAAACAAAUUAUGCAACCAAAGUUGAGAAGAAAAAAAUGUACCAUGUGUAUACAUAAAGAGAUUAAAAUUAUCAAAAAUAUACAUACAUACUUAUAUUAAUUAUUUAGCAAAAAAUAUAUAUAUAAAAACAAACAAUAAAAAAUUGUUAUUUCUUUAAAUUACAUUUGUUAGUCUUAGAUGUAUUGUAAUACCUACUACUAUAUAAUUUAUGAUAAAAAAUAUUUUAGCCGGUGACUAAAACCAUGAACUUCAUUUGAAUAUUUCAACAGCUUUAAUGAAAUGUUUUAUCUAGUGAAACAGUUUAACUAAUGUUGAUGUAUUAAAGUAUAAUUUCCAAUUUUAAUUAAAAUUAAAACAUAUUAGCAUGUUAAAUUAUAAUCACAUGAAUUUAUAUAUAAUAUUAAUAAUAUUCAACUAUUUAUGUAUUUAUAACAUGACAUAUAAUUUUUUUAGUAAAUGUUAUUUGCUUGGCAUAUUGGUAAACCUAAAUAGAGAAAAAGAAAUAAAAAUAAAAAAUGCUUGGAAUAGGCGCUAUUCCGAAACAGGCCAAA